AUGAGCGAUGAUGCGUUAUUCGCUUGGGAUUGCGAAACGUAUUCAGAAAAAAACAGUCGAAGAGCAAUUCCUUUAGAAAAACUGAGAAAAAAGUUAGAAACGAUAAAAAAUAUCUUUCCAAAUAUAAAUCCUACUGAUAAUGUUCCAGAAGAAUUUUAUGAUAAACUAAUGAAUGUAGUAGAACUAUUUGUAGGUACAGAUUGUAUAGAUCGAAUGUUGAAAUAUUUAGGUCAAUAUGAUAGAAAGAGAUUAAUAUUAAUUUAUCACAACGGUAGUGGAUUCGACAACUGGAUCGUGCUUAAAAAUGCAAAAAAACUAACGCAUUGCCCUUUAAAAACACCCAGAGGAAUUCUAUCUUUUCCUUUAUCUAAUCCAUACACGGAUGAAGAUUUACAGAAAAAAUGGAAAAGACAGAAAGAAAUAAAGGGUAAUUAUUUACAACAUAUUAAUUUCACGUGUUCCUACCAACACGAAUCCUCUAGUUUGGCUGCAAGGGGAAAUUCUUCCAAUCUCCCAGCGAAUUUGAGAAAGAUUGCCGACGUAGAUAUCGCUAAAUACACGCAAGACAACUGGGAGGAAUUGAGACACGACAAGAGAGACACUCUCUGUUUGGGAGCUUGUUUGAUAAAAUACAACCAAGUCACGAAAGAAGUUGUAAACCAGAAUAUGUCCAAUAAUCUAACGGCUCCAUCUUUAUCUUUAAAGGGUUGGUAUUAUUUAUAUCAUUACGAUAAAGAAAUGGUGGAAGAAGAAUGGUAUGAAACUACUAGAAUGGUUGCGAAACAUACCGAAAAAGAAAACGUAGAAAAAGUUUAUUCGCACACUAAUCCUUUUAUAAGAAAUUUUAUCAGACGAUCUAUCAAAGGAGGAAGAGUUUCGGCAAAUAGAAAAUCAUUUGAAACGAACAAAAUGGAUGAAAUUUGUAACGUAUUAAAGGAAUAUAUUUCACAAAGUGAAACACGAAGUGACACAGAACUUGAAAGUAAUAACAUAAUUGAUUUAUUCAAAGAAUACAGCGCAAGCACAAAAGACAAAACGGAGGUUCAUUCGAGACUUAAAAAAAUAGAAUGUACUAAACUAAUGGCAUUUGAUGCUAACGGUUUAUACGCUUCCGCCAUGUCGGAUUUAGACAGUGAAUAUCCGAGAGCGGAAAGUGGAAGACCGUUUCUACCAGAAGAAGAAGAAAAGAGAAUUUGUAAAACUCUUCAAUAA
Messenger RNA from Lottia gigantea (owl limpet), 1212 nucleotides. RefSeq lists its product as hypothetical. The transcript has a single exon. NCBI's taxonomy places the organism in Eukaryota, Metazoa, Mollusca, Gastropoda, Lottiidae. The coding region runs from base 1 to 1212 and encodes 403 amino acids. The record is from RefSeq and is a predicted model, not a curated record.